AUGCGUGUCAACGAACUCCUCACAUACGCUUUGCUGCAAGCAUCAGCAGUACUAUCGACACCUCUCGAUGAGCGAAGCGUGAGCGUUGCUGCUUCCAAGAGGCCACACCAUCCCGCGUAUCCGUACCACCCAAAGAAGGCGUGUCCAGUCUCACCGCCACGAACCAAGACCUGCAGCGUCAAGGCUCUCGGCAACGGUAAAGACGAUUCUGCCAACAUCUUGGCUGCUAUUAAGAAGUGCAACAAUGGCGGGCACGUCGUUUUCCCCAAGGACCAGAAGUUCACCAUCGGAACCGCGCUGGAUUUGACCUUCCUCAACGGUAUUGAUCUUGACAUCCAAGGAUCUAUUCAAUUCACCAACGACACGGAUUAUUGGCAAGCCAAUGCUUUUAAGCAAGUGUUCCAAAAUGCCACCACCUUCUUCCAGCUCGGUGGCAAGGACAUCAACGUUUACGGAGGUGGUACCCUCGAUGGUAAUGGUCAGGCUUGGUACGAUCUCUAUGCCAAGGACAUCUACAUCCUACGACCUAUUCUCUUCGGUCUUAUUGGUGCUGAAGGUGCCGUGAUCUCGGAUCUGAAGUUCAGAUACAGCCCGCAGUGGUACACAUUGGUUGCCAACUCAAGUGACGUUGUCUUUGAUAACAUCGACAUCUUUGGCGGUAGUGUCAGCAAGAACCCCGCGAAGAACACUGACGGCUGGGACACGUACCGUUCCGACAACAUUGUCAUCCAAAACUCACACAUCGACAACGGCGACGACUGUGUCUCGUUCAAGCCUAACAGCACCAACAUGGUUGUUCAGAACCUUGUCUGCAACGGUAGCCACGGCAUCAGCGUAGGCUCUUUGGGCCAGUACCCUGGCGAGGUCGACUACGUUGAGAACGUCUACGUGUACAACAUUAGCAUGUCCAAUGCUUCAGACGGUGCGCGUAUCAAGGUCUGGCCCGGCGCUGCCUCCGCUCUCUCUGGUGAUCUGCAGGGUGGUGGCGGUGGUGGUGCAGUCAAGAACAUCACAUACGACGGCAUGACCAUCUCCAACGUCGACUACGCUAUUGAGAUUACUCAAUGCUAUGGCCAAAAGAAUCUAACUCUUUGCAACCAAUUCCCAUCCAACCUCACCAUCUCCGACAUUACUGUCAAGAACUUCCAUGGUACUACCAGCAAGAAGUACGACCCGCUAGUUGGAUACCUUGUCUGCUCCAGCCCAACAGUAUGCUCCAACAUCAACAUUGAGAACGUCAAUGUCACCAGCCCAAGUGGAACCAACCAGUACACUUGCGCGAACAUCGAUGGCAUUGGGAGCCAGGUCAACUGCACCACUAACGGAACCAAGGGAGGUGAAUCGUAA
This is a messenger RNA of Alternaria postmessia, 1347 nucleotides long. RefSeq names its product Exopolygalacturonase (gene PGX1). The record is from RefSeq and is a predicted model, not a curated record. Bases 1 to 1347 code for a protein of 448 amino acids. Gene Ontology annotation, molecular function: polygalacturonase activity. NCBI's taxonomy places the organism in Eukaryota, Fungi, Ascomycota, Dothideomycetes, Pleosporales, Pleosporaceae. Gene Ontology annotation, biological process: carbohydrate metabolic process. The transcript is spliced from 3 exons.